AUGACGAACGUAGCAAGAGAACUACUUAAAAAGCAAUUUAUUGAGCUGUCUCGAGAUGCGCCUAGUGGCUGCUCCGUCGGGCUGGAUGACGACGCGAAUUUCUUUAGCUGGCGAGUGUGCUUUGAGGGUCCCCCGGAUACCUUUUACGAAGGCGGUAUCUUCCAAGCCUCCCUCAAGUUUCCUCCCGAUUUUCCAAACAACCCACCAGAGAUGGUCUUUGAACAAGACAUGUGGCACCCUAAUGUGUUUCCAGACGGCCGCGUCUGUAUCAGCAUUUUGCAUCCACCGGGGCAUGACAUGUUCAACGAGCAGGAGAAGGCGGAGGAGCGGUGGCGACCUAUACUAGGCGUCGAAGCCAUCCUUCUCUCUGUCAUUUCUAUGUUGGGGGAACCAAAUAUUGAAUCGCCAGCGAAUGUGGAUGCGGCAAACAUGUACAAAAACAAUUUGCAAGAGUACAAGAAAAAGGUGCGUGCAAUCGCAAGGAAAAGUGUUGAAGGCUGA
Molecule: messenger RNA, 501 nt
Organism: Cyclospora cayetanensis
Lineage: Eukaryota; Apicomplexa; Conoidasida; Eucoccidiorida; Eimeriidae
Product: ubiquitin-conjugating enzyme E2 15
Exons: 4
Coding region: 1-501 (166 amino acids)
Biological process (GO): protein polyubiquitination; ubiquitin-dependent protein catabolic process
Molecular function (GO): ubiquitin conjugating enzyme activity
Source: RefSeq, a predicted model, not a curated record